AUGUCCACCCCCCUUGACAUCCAAACCACAAUCAGCGAGGGAACCGCCCUCGCCAACAUGUUUUACGAAUCCGUCCCUCACAAUCACUUAAUUCACGAAACAUACUGGCCCGGACAUGUCCAGCCCACCGAUGCCGUCGUUCCAUAUCUCACCGACCACUUCAACCAGAUCAUCACCCACGACUACAGACCCGCUGAUGCCAAGGACGUUCUCAUGAAAGCGAACCUGCCCGGAGAGCCAAGUAAGAUUGUCGCGUUCGCGUACUAG
Messenger RNA from Aspergillus melleus, 267 nucleotides. RefSeq lists its product as uncharacterized. The record is from RefSeq and is a predicted model, not a curated record. Bases 1 to 267 code for a protein of 88 amino acids. Lineage: Eukaryota; Fungi; Ascomycota; Eurotiomycetes; Eurotiales; Aspergillaceae. The transcript has a single exon.